Oreochromis niloticus (Nile tilapia) is the source of this 1308-nucleotide messenger RNA. Its product is annotated as cell wall integrity and stress response component 3. Lineage: Eukaryota; Metazoa; Chordata; Actinopteri; Cichliformes; Cichlidae. The record is from RefSeq and is a predicted model, not a curated record. The coding region runs from base 70 to 1287 and encodes 405 amino acids. The transcript has 8 exons.
CAUCUCUGAGACUGUCUCAUUUGUGAACGUGAGAGCAAGAACAGAGACUGAGAGAGACAGAGAAGCACGAUGGCUGCAUUCACAUGGAUUCAAAUGUCUUCUUUACUGAUACUGAUGCUUCAGUUUAACGGAACAGCCGAGCAAUAUUCACCUGUUUACGCUGUCAGAGCUGAACAUGACGUUACUUUGCCUUGUAAAAAUUUGAUACAUAAUAAAUGUAAAAGUACUACCUGGCUGUUCAGUGAUUCAGGAAGCACAAGAACACUCUUUGAAAAUGGGCAGAUUCACAAAGAUACCCAGACUAAAUCAGACAGACUGACUGUUAAAAAUAAAAACUGUUCUCUGGUUAUAAAGAAGGUCUCAGUUGAGGAUGUUGGUCGUUACACCUGCAGAAAGUUCAACAAAUCAGGACAACAACAAGGUCCAGACAUUCAGGCUGAUCUGACUGUUAUCAGCAUCACUAAACAUGAGAACCAUGGCGACGUCAUGUUGAACUGCUCUGUAUUUGCCUAUGGACACUGUGGGCACAAAGUGGAGUGGCUGUAUGAGGAUGAAAAGAAAAUAUCAGACAUGAAGAUCUCGGCAGGUCGAUGCACUUCUACUGUGACAUUUACAAGAUCUGACCUGUCCAAGUUUUCUAAGCUGUUAAAGUGUAAUGUAACAGAUACUUCCACCAAAAAUGUGACAAUCUUUCCCUUCAAACCUCAAAAGUCUUCAGAUAAAGAUGCAAAUAAGACAAAAUCCACAAUGGCAUCAACUUCCACCACAACAGCAAAUUUAAUGCCAACACUGAAAACAUCAUUGUCAUCAACAAUAUCAUCAACAUCGUCAACAGCAGCAUCAUCAACAAUAAUAUCAUCAACACUGUCAUCAAUAUUGUCAUCAGUAUUGUCAACAACAGGAUCAUCAACAUCAAUGGAAGUAAAGACAUCAGCAGUGACACCGGUGUAUCAGAAAGCAUCAGGAAAUCAGUUAUGGUUUAUUAUUGUUCCUGUGGGAUUAGCAGGACUCUUAAUAACUGCUGUGGUAGUCACCAGAUGGAAGAAAAAUGCAGAAAACCAGAAACUUCUGUCUGACAGCACUGAUGAAGCUGAGAAUGAUGUUUCAUACGUCACCAUCAGCUUCACCAAGAAGGCCCAAAACAAAGCCCAGGCACGUUGUGGUGAUGAUGAAGGUGACACUGUGACCUACAGCACUGUGAAAGCUUCCUCUUCAUCUGCUGGCGGUUUUACAGAUUCAAGCAACCUUUAUUCCACCAUUAAUAAACUAAAGAAAGAAAAUAAAUAGCAUGUUGCACAUGAAAGUUUA